This is a messenger RNA of Dichomitus squalens LYAD-421 SS1, 2002 nucleotides long. Its product is annotated as cytochrome P450. The transcript is spliced from 12 exons. Gene Ontology annotation, molecular function: oxidoreductase activity, acting on paired donors, with incorporation or reduction of molecular oxygen; iron ion binding; monooxygenase activity. The record is from RefSeq and is a predicted model, not a curated record. NCBI's taxonomy places the organism in Eukaryota, Fungi, Basidiomycota, Agaricomycetes, Polyporales, Polyporaceae. The coding region runs from base 334 to 1959 and encodes 541 amino acids.
CGAUUGUCUUGCAACUCCCAUGUCUCCUACUCUAGACAUUCACCAUAUUGUCUGCAGAUGAUCAUCAAGGACCCUCCUGAUCUCAUCCCAUGGAUUUUUCUCGGCCUCGAAGAGCUAACUGACCGUUCAUCGUAAUAGACACACGUACUCUGCCGUCAGGCGCUACUAGUGGGGCCUACAUUCCCAUCCGUCCUCACAUGUUCUCUGUCUCUGGCAUAUGUUCUCAGGUGUCCUGACUGCGUUUCCCACACUGUCUGCCUCUUUUCUCCGCUAUCUUGCUGUGUUUUAAAUGCUGGCUUCCGUGAUAACGACUCCCACUCCUCGUCUCACAACAUGGUCGUCCUCAGUGAUGUUGUAGGGCCUCUGCCGCUCUGGCAGGCGGCUGCUGUUCUCGCCGCAGUCUGUUUCGCGUACAGCUACAUCCAGACGCGUCGCAAGGUCGCCCGCGCUACUCCCCUGGCCGGUCCACCCAGUCCAAGUUGGCUCUUUGGCGUCCGCCACCUUGUUUCCAAUAGCCCCGAGGCUCCCGCUAUAUACGAGAGAUGGGGCGAGGAGUUUGGAUCAGUUUACCGCAUCCCGGCACCGCUUGGAUCUACACAAGUUGUCCUCACUGACCCAAAGGCAAUCGCGCACUUCUACUCGGAGGAAACUUGGACGUAUGUCCAAACCAAGCUGUCCAGGGUCGCGAUCGAGGGUCUGUUUGGGCGUGGGCUGUUGUGGGCGGAGGGAGAAUCCCAUAAGAGACAGCGCAAGGCCAUCUCCCCUGCAUUCAGCAAUGUCGCGAUUCGCAGGUUAACUUCGGUCUUCUACGACUCGGUGUACAAGCUCAAGACCAAUUGGGACAACCAGUUGGAUUCCUCUGAGUCCGUUAUGAUAGACGUGCAGAAAUGGAUGAACCACGUCUCUCUGGACAGCAUUGGUAUUGCCGGAUUCUCGCAUGAUUUCGGCUCCCUUGAAGGCAGACCAUCUGCGGUUGCUGAAGUAUUUGACGCGAUGGGUCACAUCAAGCCUAGCGUAGUCACCGCAGCGGCGCUCCUCUUUGGCAACUUCUUACCCUUCCUCUGGCGUCUUCCUACCGACACACGCAGACUGCAGCUCAAGCUCAACAAGGCUAUGGAGGACAUUGCGAUUCCCCUUCUUGAGAACACUCGAAGGGAGAUGAAGGGAUUGGGGGCGAAAGGCAAAGAGGAGAGGAGUAUUAUUGGCUUGUUGAUCAAGGCCGAAGAUGCCAAUUCGAGCCUGCAGAUGUCCCAGGAGGAGAUCUUGGCACAGAUGAAAGUGUUAAUCCUAGCAGGAUACGAGACAACAUCGAUUAGUCUUACGUGGGCUCUGAUUGAACUUUCUCGCAAGCCAGAGAUGCAAGAACGUCUCCGCGAGGAACUGCGGGCGGAGUUCCCGAACUCCGACCCGACCUGGGAGCAGCUUACGAACGGUGCUGGUCUGCACUACCUCGACGCCGUUGUCCACGAGAUUCUGCGUCUUCACGCUCCCCUCAAUAUCACCAGCCGCGUCGCGGCCAAGGAUGAUAUCAUUCCGCUCUCUGCUCCCCUUCGGAUUCCAACUGGCGAGCUGGUUGACCGUGUCGCUGUCACUGCGGGUCAAGGGGUGAUCGUCCCCAUCGGCUGCAUGAACACCGCUGUCGCAUACUGGGGUCCCGACGCCCACGAGUUCCGGCCGGAGCGCUGGCUCCAGAAGGAUGGUCUCCCGAAGAAAGCUCAGGAGGUCCAGGGACAUCGCCAUCUGCUCACAUUCGUCGACGGACAUCGUAUUUGUCUCGGAAGGGGUUUUGCACUCGCUGAGUUCAAGGCCGUCCUUGGAGUUCUGAUCAAGAACUACCGCUUCGAGCUCCCGGAUGGACCCGAGACAAAGAUCGAGUUCUGUCGCGGUGUCUUACCGCGUCCGCGUGUCGUUGGCCAGAAGGGCGCGAACGUCCCGAUGCAAGUACGCCGCGUUGACUGAGUUUGUAUUUGACCAUGUGAAGUAGAUUAUAUCAUAUUUUGAC